AUGCAGGAGCUUAAUGGAAAUGCUGGCCAGGGAGCGCCAACCGGUGCCAAUGGCGCGCGUUUCGGCCAUGCCUCCAAGCCCUCCAACAGCGAUACUGGCUUCUCGCAUGGAGCCUUCACCUCCAACAUCUCGGGCUUCGCUGACCGCCACCCUCGUCGCGCCAACAUUCCCACGCUCAACACCCAAAACAUGAACCAGAACCAGCCCAAUGGCCAUGAUAUGACCCCGGGAACGGCUUUUGACAUGCAAUUCACGCCUCUGCUCCCCUCGCAGCUGCUCCUGGGCAGCCCCUUUCAGCCUGGAAGCCCGGCCGCCUUUGGCAGCCCCCAGUUCCAGGGACUGUCUGGCUUCCAGCAGACUCAGCAUCAGCAGGCCAAUGCUCAGCAGCACAACGGUGGCAUCUCGAGCCCCGUGCAGCCCAGCAUGUCUCCUCAGUCUUACCAGGCUCUGGUUUCUCCCUCAACCUAUGGAGCGCCUCAGUUCUUCCCUCCCCAGUCGCCCACUGGUUUCAACAUGCAGAGCUCUAUGCAGCCUGGUUCUCCCGUUUCCAUGGGCGCCGGCGUCGUUACGGGAACCAGCCGAACCGUCUACCUCGGCAACAUCCCUCCCGACACCAGCGCUGAAGAGAUCCUGGGUCACGUCCGGAGUGGACAAAUCGAGUCCGUCCGCCUGCUCCCCGAUAAGAACUGCGCCUUCAUCUCCUUCCUCGAUGCCAGCUCCGCCACCCACUUCCACUCGGAUGCCAUUUUGAAGAAAUUGUGCAUCAAGGGCCAGGAUAUCAAGGUUGGCUGGGGCAAGCCGUCUCAGGUCCCAACAUCUGUGGCGCUUGCCGUCCAGCAGUCUGGUGCCUCCCGAAAUGUCUACUUGGGCAACCUUCCCGAGGAGAUUUCCGAUGAGGAAUUGCGCGAGGAUCUCGGCAAGUUUGGUGCCAUUGAUACCAUCAAGAUUGUUCGCGAGAAGAGCAUUGCCUUCAUCCACUACCUGUCCAUUGCGAAUGCGAUCAAGGCUGUCACCCAGUUGCCUCAGGAGGCUAAGUGGCAAGCCCCUCGCCGCGUGUACUACGGCAAGGACAGAUGCGCCUACGUCUCCAAGACGCAGCAGCAAAACGCAGCUCAGUACCUGGGCAUCGCCCCUGGAUACGCACACAUGCUUACCGGCGCCGAUCGAGAUCUCAUCUCCAACGCUCUCGCUCAGCAGUCGGUGGCUGCCGCGGCCGUUGCCACCAGCGCUGGUGGCAUGAACAACCUUGGCAACCGAACCAUCUACCUAGGUAACAUCCACCCGGAGACUACGAUUGAGGAGAUUUGCAACGUGGUUCGAGGUGGUCUGCUGCACCACAUCCGCUACAUUCCCGACAAGCACAUCUGCUUUGUGACUUUCAUCGACCCCACAGCUGCUGCGUCAUUCUAUGCCCUCAGCAACCUGCAGGGCCUGAUGAUUCACAACCGCAGACUCAAGAUUGGCUGGGGCAAGCACUCUGGUGCUCUCCCGCCCGCCAUUGCUCUCGCUGUGAGUGGUGGUGCUUCGCGCAACGUCUACAUCGGCAACCUGGACGAGACCUGGACAGAGGAACGAUUGCGCCAGGACUUCACCGAGUAUGGUGAGAUUGAGCUGGUCAACGCUCUUCGCGAAAAGAGCUGCGCCUUUGUCAACUUUACCAACAUUGCCAACGCCAUCAAGGCCAUCGAGGCCAUCCGCGGCAAGGAGGAGUACAAGAAGUUCAAGGUCAACUUUGGAAAGGAUCGAUGCGGCAACCCCCCUCGCCAGGUCCAGCAGAGCUCAUCUCCCCGCGGCGACGGUGUCUCAUCGCCACCUCCCAAUGGCUCACAGAACAGCAACUCGCCCUCAAACGGGAACACUCCACAGCCGGCGGCAGCCAUGUUCAACGCUAACAGCAACCCGCUGACAAUGUACCUGAACCACAUGCAGCAACAAGCUCAGCAGCAACAGCAGCAGCAGCAGCAGAUGUCUGUGCAGCAGAACAUUCUGUUCAACACUGCCCAGUCAAAUGAUCUGUCAAUGGAUGUUCCCCAGCAGGGCCCCAUCGGUGGACACGGUCAGUCAGCUAGCAUCUCCAACGGCUACUCCAUGAACGGCUCCAUGUCAAAUGCCCCCACCAUUGGCGGCCUGCUUGCCCCCGGCAACGGACGUGGCCAGCACAGCCGCGCUGUUAGUCUUCCGGUUCUGGCCCCCGGGUUCGAGAACGGAGGCAUCAGCCCCUCAGAGAGCAACGGCAGCACGGGCGAGAGGCGUGGCCACCACUACCAAGCUAGCUUCGGUGGCAUGGGAGCCUCUGGCUAUGGCCUGGCUAUUCAGGGAGGCCUCAAUGGCUGGGUAGAAGAGGAAGUGGCCAAUUAA
Molecule: messenger RNA, 2358 nt
Organism: Trichoderma harzianum CBS 226.95
Lineage: Eukaryota; Fungi; Ascomycota; Sordariomycetes; Hypocreales; Hypocreaceae
Exons: 1
Coding region: 1-2358 (785 amino acids)
Biological process (GO): mRNA splicing, via spliceosome
Cellular component (GO): cytoplasmic stress granule
Molecular function (GO): mRNA binding
Source: RefSeq, a predicted model, not a curated record